Molecule: messenger RNA, 777 nt
Organism: Caenorhabditis bovis
Lineage: Eukaryota; Metazoa; Nematoda; Chromadorea; Rhabditida; Rhabditidae
Source: the annotation of a GenBank genome assembly
AUGAGAGGAUUCCAUGUCUCGGCCGGUCCCAAGGGAGCUGCCAAAAAUGUCGGCGCCAUGAUGAUGAGUGAUAAUUCAACGGCGGAUGAAGAGCGUCAAGCGCGACCAGACGGCGCGGAUACGCUAUGUAUAUCUGCUUGUUCGCUUCGAGGAAUGCAAGAAUGCGAAUGCGACGCAGAAGAGGAUAAUUAUUGUUAUCUUUGUUGCGGAAAUUCUGAACAUCAAUGUAUGGCAGCCCAUCAUUAUAAUAUUCUUAGACCAAACGGGGAGCGAUGGGAGCGAGAAGCGUGCUCAAGAUGUAGAAUGCAUGGAGCGGAACUUGAAGGGCUACCCUGUGAUGAUACCGAUUCCGCUAGACUUUGCAUUAGUGGGAGGUGUUCAAACUCAGUAUGUCAUACUAAGCUACCAGGAUCAGUAUGCGAUAGAAAAAUGGAAAAACUUUGCGUCGACAAUGUCUGCGAGAAUCCAUGCGCGCGAUACGCUCCUCAUCUAAUGGUAUGCGACUGCCCAUCCAUUGAUCAAGACACUGGAUUCGCUUCAGAAGAUCGCUGUCAACUUUGUUGCUAUGAUUUCAAUUUGAAGCCAACAAACCGAAGAUGUCAAAAUGCGUAUCGAAAAUACAAAAUCAUGGACAUGUUCAAGAAGCCGAUAUGGCGUGUCGGACUAGAAUGCGCCGGCGGCAAAGUUUGCAACAAAUAUGGAGUCUGCUCAUCAUCCCACAUAUCCCAUGUCUUGCCAUUCUUACUUAUAUUGUUGGCAGUCAUAAUGCGUAUCUAA